Messenger RNA from Bactrocera tryoni, 1488 nucleotides. RefSeq names its product protein arginine N-methyltransferase 1 (gene Art1). The transcript has 4 exons. Gene Ontology annotation, molecular function: protein-arginine N-methyltransferase activity. The record is from RefSeq and is a predicted model, not a curated record. Lineage: Eukaryota; Metazoa; Arthropoda; Insecta; Diptera; Tephritidae. Gene Ontology annotation, biological process: peptidyl-arginine methylation. Gene Ontology annotation, cellular component: nucleus. Bases 222 to 1322 code for a protein of 366 amino acids.
GUCAAAUUCGCGCCAUGUUAAAGUGUUCCACUUAUCUGGCAUUUGCGCAAAAUUUGCCGACAUGCGGUGAGAGAAAAUACCAUUCUUUUUUUUGUUUUUUUGACGAUAUUGGAAGUACACGCUGGGAACAAGCUUGGAAAAUUUGAGCAAAAAGUAAUAAGUACUAUUACCAAAAGCUUUAGAAGAUUGGUACACAUAUUCAGUAAACAACGAAAGACGGCAUGUCGGAUGACGUGAUUAUGUACUCAAGCACAUCUAAUCAAGCUAAUAAUGAUGUUGCAACCAGUUUAAAGAAUUCUAAAGAAAAUUUCGUCUCACAUUCAGCUUCAGCGGAGGAGAUGACAUCAAGGGAUUACUAUUUCGACUCGUAUGCUCAUUUCGGCAUUCAUGAAGAAAUGCUGAAAGAUGAAGUGCGUACUAUCACUUAUAGGAAUGCUAUGUACCAUAAUAAACAUUUAUUCCGGGGAAAAGUUGUUCUUGAUGUUGGCUGUGGAACCGGUAUUUUGUCUAUGUUUGCAGCGAAAGCUGGAGCAUCGAAAGUCAUAGCGGUAGAUUGUUCUAACAUCAUAGAGUAUGCUCGACAAGUAGUAAUAGACAACAAUCUUCAAGAUGUGAUUAGUGUGGUAAAAGGAAAAAUUGAAGAAAUUGAAUUACCACCUGGUAUAGAAAAGGUGGACAUAAUUAUAUCUGAAUGGAUGGGGUAUUGUCUCUUCUACGAAUCCAUGCUGGACACAGUUUUACAUGCACGAGACAAAUGGUUAAAAUCGGAUGGUAUGAUGUUCCCAGACCGUGGUACUUUAUAUAUAACAGCGAUUGAGGAUAGGCAAUAUAAAGAUGAAAAAAUUAAUUGGUGGGAUGAUGUUUAUGGAUUUGAUAUGAGUUGCAUACGAAAAGUUGCCGUGACUGAACCACUGGUCGACGUAGUAGAUCCUAAACAGGUUGUUUCAACUUCCUAUAUGGUUAAGGAGGUAGAUUUGUACACAGUUAGAAAGGAAGACUUGGAAUUCUCCUCUCCGUUUAACCUGAUUAUAAAGCGAAACGAUUUUGUACAGGCCCUUGUUACAUACUUCAAUAUUGAAUUUACAAAAUGCCACAAACGUCUAGGUUUUAGUACUUCCCCUGAGGCUACAUAUACCCACUGGAAACAAACAGUGUUUUAUUUAGAUGACUACCUUACAGUUAAAAAAGGGGAAGAAAUUGUAGGUACCUUUAAAAUGAAGCCAAAUGAACGCAAUAAUCGCGAUUUAGACUUUGUCAUCGAUGUUCAAUUUAAAGGUGAACUUUCAGAUGUCCAUGAACAUAACACCUAUAGAAUGCGUUAACAGCAAGUGUUAUAUUUAAAAAAUAUCAAAGACGAAAAACAAUUGUAUUCGAAAAUUUAAUUUUUCGAUCUUAAAAAUAAUGAACUAAAAUGUGACAAUGAAUCUGUUGUUUUAAUAAAAUAAUGUUACAGCUCGAUACAGCUGGAUUGUCAAGAUGAUAAUUGAA